This is a messenger RNA of Exaiptasia diaphana, 2039 nucleotides long. RefSeq names its product plastin-1. Lineage: Eukaryota; Metazoa; Cnidaria; Anthozoa; Actiniaria; Aiptasiidae. The coding region runs from base 141 to 1382 and encodes 413 amino acids. Gene Ontology annotation, cellular component: actin filament bundle; cytoplasm; actin filament. The record is from RefSeq and is a predicted model, not a curated record. Gene Ontology annotation, molecular function: actin filament binding. The transcript is spliced from 10 exons. Gene Ontology annotation, biological process: actin filament bundle assembly; actin filament network formation.
CUGCAGCCUUUGCUGAUUGGAUUAAUACACAGUUAGAUGGCGAUGACGAGCUAAAGACCGGUGGCUACAUCCCRAUUGACUCAACUGACAACUAUAGACAGCUUUUCCAGAAGGUUAAAGAUGGUAUUCUGUUGUGUAAAAUGAUUAACGCUACUGUUCCUAAUACCAUUGAUAUGCGUGUCGUCAACAAGAAGAAUCUCAAAGUCUUUACUAUUCACGAAAAUCAAACUCUUGUCAUCAAUUCUGCUUCAUCAAUUGGCUGCCAUCUUGUAAACAUAGGACCAGAAGACUUGGCAAAUGGUAAACCACACUUGGUGCUUGGACUGCUUUGGCAAGUCAUUAGGAUUGGAUUGUUCUCCAAGAUUUCGCUAACUGAUAUUCCUGGUCUUCGACGCUUACUMAGAGAAGGAGAGGAUGCUAGCGUACUUCAUAAAAUGAGUCCUGAGGAACUUCUUCUUCGUUGGGUUAACUAUCACCUUGAACAAGCGGGAUCUUCUAGACGCAUCAAUAACUUUAGUGAAGAUAUUACGGAUUCAGAGGCUUACAGCAUUCUUUUGCACCGAAUUGCUCCUCCUGGUACCGGUGUAGAACACCCAUCAAGUUAUAAUUCUGUUCAAGGAAAUGUGAAAAGAGCUGACAAAGUUCUKAAAAAUGCUGACAAAAUUGGCUGCAGAAAGUUUGUAAGACCUAAGGAUAUUGCUGAAGGAAAUCCAAAGCUUAACUUGGCUUUUGUAGCUAAUUUGUUCAAUACGUAUCCAUGCUUGCCACCAGACGAGGAGGCRGAAGUAGUUGACGAUGAAAAUAUGUACAGAGAGGAAACACGCGAAGAAACAACAUAUCGUAACUGGAUGAACAGUCUUGGUGUAAAUCCAUUUGUCACUUGGUUGUACACUGAUCUUUAUGAUGGGCAUGUGUUAUUUCAGGUAGGGUUAUUUGAUUCUUUAGUAUGGCAAAUGAUGAGAGCCUACACYAUCUCAAUCCUGAGUAAACUUGCACCUGAAGGCAGCCCAGCCUUGAGAGAUGCUGAUAUCAAAGAAUGGGUUAAUGACAAGCUUCAAAAAGGCAAGAAGGAGAAUACUAUCACAGGUUUCAAAGACCCAAGUAUCUGCACUAGUCAUGCUGUCAUUGAUCUUAUCGAUUGUAUUCAGCCUAAGGUAGUCAACUACAAUCUGGUUGCUGCUGGAGACACUGACGAGGAGAAACUCUUAAAUGCAAGGUAUGCAUUGUCAACUGCAAGAAAGAUUGGCGCUCAAAUCUAUGCCCUUCCAGAAGACCUGGUUGAAGUAAAACCYAAAAUGGUGUUGACAGUGUUUGCUUGUCUGAUGGCAUGCUCUUACAAACUUGACAAAGAAAAGGAAGCUAAGAAAAAAGGCAGAAAGUAAAGAUAAAAACCUCGUAUUUCAUAACAAUUUAAACUGAUCAAGUCAAUCAGGUUUCCAAUUACCUGUUCAACUAGUUUUUCCUCUAAAACUGGUUUUGUUCCUGCCAAACCUGAUUUUAUAUCUAUAAGAGGUAAUAAAUCUUGGACAAUUUCAUACAAUCAAGUCAAUCGGGUUUUCAAUGACAGUUAAACCUGUUAAACCAGUUUUUAUGGUAAAACCGGUUCUGUUUCUGCCAAACCUGAUAAUAUAUCUACAAAAUAGGGUGAUAAUUCGGAUUUCUAUUCGGAAUUUCAUUUCUUUCCAAAGAAAUCCUGCUGAGUAAUACUACAAUAUUAGCAUUUCAUUUCAUAGCGUAAGACUAAAAUAAUCGUUCGUGAAAAACAUUUUGAUAUUAUGUACGUUCCCUUUAGAUAAAUAAUGACAUAAAAGGUAGACCAUAAUUCACACAGAAAUCAUAUUUACUAAGCAUAAAUGUCGUCCUUUAAGGUGAAUUAAUGUAAAUUACCCGGCCAAGUAUUACUCAGAGAAGUAGUGUUAUUGAAAUAAGCGAAUGUUUUCAUGGUUUUGGAAAAAAGUUUAUAAGGAUAUAAUAGAUUGAAAGCAACCAAAAUUUGUUAGAUUAGUAAAAAAAAUAAAUAAAUGAUUUUUUGAGUCUUA